AUGCGGUGUCUCUCUUUUUUUUUCUUUCCUUCUCCCCUUCGCUGUUGGUCUCGUCUCGGUACAUACAACUCUGCAGAUGUGCAGAUUUUACUAGAGAGAAAUAGGAAGAAAAGAAGGAGGAAAAGUGCCAAACAACUCAAAGUCUCAAUCACCAUUGCCCCAUCCUACCCCUCCCUUUUUGUUUUUCUUCUUUUCUUCCCGUACCCUUGGCUUUUAGCCUGCUGGAUCUUGGGGGAGGGAUCGGUUACUUUUCUGCAUUUUUUUCCAUCUCAUCUUCUUCUUUGCAUCUUUGCUUUCUCGUCCCCCCUGUACAGAGUACUUGCAGUUGCUGUUCUGUUGAAUUUUCUGCAUGGGUACCGUACGCGGAGGGCUUGGAUAGGCGCGGAAGACGAGAGUCGUCGAGGGGUCUUGCCAGGUCAACGGUAUCUGUACCCUUACUGUCUGCACGUAUGGAGUACAUGUUCACUUACAGGAAGAUGA
Colletotrichum tamarilloi is the source of this 480-nucleotide messenger RNA. RefSeq lists its product as uncharacterized. The record is from RefSeq and is a predicted model, not a curated record. Bases 1 to 480 code for a protein of 159 amino acids. The transcript has a single exon. NCBI's taxonomy places the organism in Eukaryota, Fungi, Ascomycota, Sordariomycetes, Glomerellales, Glomerellaceae.